AGGAGGGAGAGACCCUCGCCCGGCCCUCCUCCGGCUUCAACUCUGGGUCCCAUGCUCCCCAGCCGCCCCGUGUCCAGGGAGAGCCCGAGUGGGGGGAGGGGAGGGUCGGCCUUGCGGAGACCCAGCAGGAGAGGAGAGAAGCCUGGCGAGGAGGCAGGAUUCGCACCAGGCUCCCUGUCUCCGGAGGGGGAGAGAGGCGGGGCGGCCUCUCCAGCUGCCUCCUUCCCGGCCCUCUGCUGGGCUGAGCCUCUUGGGGCUCCGGGGAGGUUGAGUGAAGGUUGUUCAGUGGCUGAAUUCAAUUUCUAAUUCUUGGUAUUUAUUUUUCUUUCCAUCUCAGAUACACAAAGUCGAAACCAUUUGAAAUUUUUGCAAGGCAAACUUUUCUCUUGGGGGAAGAAGAAUAAAGAGCGGAAUCCCUUGGAGGGCUCAGUCCUGCAGCCCCAGAAAUGGUCCCGUGAAGGAAAAGGCAUCUGGAGACCCACCAGAGUCCUUGGAGCCAUUUGCAGUUGCUCUGCAGGACAGAGAAAGGAUGGAGACACAACCUUUUGGAAAGGAGGGAAGCGGAAAAGGCCCUUCAGCUGCUCAGCCUGGGAAGGGGGGGAAGCUCUGGACGAGGACUGGGCAGCAGAUCCUGGAGGAGGAAACCAUCCUCCCUUCACAAGUUCAGCCCUGGAACUUCACCCAAUACUGGGAGGCUGAGGGUCCCCGAGGACUUUGCAGCCGACUCCAUGAUUUUAGUAGGCGAUGGCUGAGACCCGAAAAGCACACCAAAGCCCAGAUGCUGGACCUGGUGGUUCUGGAGCAGCUCCUGUUCCUUCUGCCCCCAGAGAUGGAGGGCUGGGUGCGGGAGUGUGGAGCAGAGACCAGCUCCCAGGCGGUGGCCCUGGCGGAAGGCUUCCUCCUGAGCCAGGCAGAGGAGCAGAAGGAGCAGGUUGAGUUGCAGGGCUGUACUGUGGAGAUCAGAGAUCCUGAGAGAAAGAAGAAUCCAUCAAAUUCCCCUCAGGACCUAUUUUUCAGGAGGAUCCCUUGGGAAGAUCAAAGUCAGGACACCUCGGGAGAGAAACAAAGCAUGAAGUUUUCAGGUUUUUACGAUGGAGCACAAACUGUGAUUGAACCUCCAAAUCAAGAGAGUCUUGUGUCCUUCGAGGAGGUGGCUGUGUAUUUCUCUGAGGAGGAAUGGUCUCAGCUGGAUCCUGACCAAAAAGCGCUGCAUUCGGAAGUCAUGCUUGAAAACCAUAGGAACGUGGUCUCUCUGGGUAAUAAUGGGCAGGAGGAUCAAGAUUCCUGUGAACUGUUCCAAGUGACCAAUGCUAAAGAUGAAACAGAGAAGUUUGGAUUUCGAAUGGAAUUCGAAAGCCAUGAGAGAAGCCAGUCAAAUAAUUGGAAUCAGGAUAGCUCAUAUUCCACUGAUGCUCCAAUUCAAGACUUUCUUGCCCAACAAGAGAAAAAAUAUAUUGGGAAAAGUGUAAACGAAGACUAUUUAACCCAAAACAAAGGAAAAGAUGCUAUAAGAUACAAUGGACAAAAUUACAAUGGGACAUUCAUUUAUUCUCUUGGAAAUAACUUCUUUACAUCUGAAAAAGUGAUUCACACAAAAAAGAAACCUUAUGAAUGUUUGGAAUCUGGAAAACAUUUUGGAAUAAGCUGGCAACUUACUUCCCACGAAAGGAUUCACACCGGGGAGAAACUGUGUUCAGAAUCCCCUUUAGCUCAUGCAGCCCAAUCCCUCCAAGCAGCAGGAGAGAAACCCUAUAAAUGCAUGGAGUGUGGAAAGACCUUUGCUCAACGCAGGUAUCUUGCUUCCCAUAAGAUUAUUCACUCAGAAGAGAAACCAUUUAAAUGCAUGGAGUGUGGAAAGACCUUUGCUCAAAGAGGUAAUCUUGCUUACCAUAAGAUGAUCCACUCAGAAGAGAAACCAUUUAAAUGCAUGGAGUGUGGAAAGACCUUUGCUCAUAGAAGUACACUUAAUUCCCAUAAAAUGAUCCACACAGGGGAGAAGCCAUUUAAAUGCAUGGAGUGUGGAAAGACCUUUGCUAAAAGAUGUAAUCUUUCUUACCAUAAGAUGAUCCACUCUGAAGAGAAACCAUUUAAAUGCAUGGAGUGUGGAAAGACCUUUGCUCAUAGAAGUACACUUAAUUCCCAUAAGAUGAUCCACACAGGGGAGAAGCCAUACAAAUGCAUGGAGUGUGGAAAGACCUUUUCUCGAAGAAGUAGUCUUAUUUCCCAUAAUAUGAUCCACACAGGGGAGAAGCCCUAUAAAUGCAUGGAGUGUGGAAAGAUGUUUACUCAGAGUAGUACUCUUACUUCUCAUAAGAUGAUCCACACAGGGAAGAAACCAUUUAAAUGCAUGGAGUGCGGAAACAGGUUUGCUCAGAGCGGUGGACUAGCUAACCACAGAAAGAUCCACACAGGGGAAAAGCCAUUUAAAUGCAUGCAGCGUGGAAAGACUUGCUCAAUGCCACUAUCUUGCUUCCCAUAAAAUGAUCCACACAAGAGAAGCCGUAUAAAUGCAUGGAGUGUGGAAAGAUGGAAGCCAUAGACCUGAGCGAAUCUGUGGAGUGGAAAUAUCAGAGCGUGCUCCGCAACCAGAUCUUGGAGCGGCUGCCUGAGAAAUUCAACAAGCUGAACUUGGGCACCCUGGGUCAUUCACACCAGGCGGAAGACCCAUAAGGAGCCAACUUUGACAAUAUUCCAAGUGCGGUCUUGCAAGGCAUUGUAAAGCUGUAUUAACACUUCAUGUGGUCUUGAUUCUAUCCCUCUUAAUGCAAGCUAUGAUUGAGUUGGGUUUUUUGGCAACUGCUGACUCGUGUUUAAGUGAUUGUCCAUUAGGCCUCCAAGAUCCCCAUUGCACUUUCUACUGUUGAGCCAGGUAUCACCUAUUUUAUGCCUAUGUAUUUAGUUUUUUUUUCCUAAAUAAAGAACCUUACAUUUCUCAAA
Messenger RNA from Pantherophis guttatus, 2937 nucleotides. RefSeq lists its product as uncharacterized. Gene Ontology annotation, biological process: regulation of transcription by RNA polymerase II. Gene Ontology annotation, cellular component: nucleus. The record is from RefSeq and is a predicted model, not a curated record. Gene Ontology annotation, molecular function: DNA-binding transcription factor activity, RNA polymerase II-specific; RNA polymerase II transcription regulatory region sequence-specific DNA binding. NCBI's taxonomy places the organism in Eukaryota, Metazoa, Chordata, Lepidosauria, Squamata, Colubridae.